Messenger RNA from Penaeus vannamei (Pacific white shrimp), 3695 nucleotides. The record is from RefSeq and is a predicted model, not a curated record. Lineage: Eukaryota; Metazoa; Arthropoda; Malacostraca; Decapoda; Penaeidae.
AUGCCCAUAGCAUGCCGUUGGUGUCAGUACGUCAGUAGUGAUAUCAACGAGAACCAAAGAAAUUGCCCUCCUGUCCCUGGCGCGAGUCGCCCUCGCUUCCCCUCGGCGCGUGUCCCCGCAGGCCGCCCUCAGCCGGCCAGCAAGCAGUGCGGAGGCGCAGAGGCGCCGGAGCAGAGAGCGAAGCGAGCGCUGGUUGCGCGGCGCAGCCACUUGGCGCAGAUUAGGACAUUUAGUGAGCGAAAGGCGAAAGGUGUCGAGGAGGCCCCGCGCCGCGCGAGGAGCGAGGGCCGAGUGACGCCGGAUAUGUUCAAGUCUGAAGCCCAGAUUUACCUUCAGAACGGCUUGGACGGACAACCGCAGCAGCACAACGCCAGCAUGGAGCAAGGAAGCAACGGUAACAGCAGCAACAGCGGAAUGCCGGGGAUGCCGGGCAUGCCGGGCAUGAUGGGAAUGCCCAGCCUGAUGGGAGGCGGCAUGAUGCCCCACGACGCCCGGCUGGCGGACGAGUUCAUGAAACUGCAGCAGGACUUCUUCAAGUGGCAGCAGCAGCUCCUGCAGAACCAGCAUGUGCUGCACAGCCGCGUGGCGCCGCUCGCCACCAACCCGCCGCAGCUGCAGAGUGUCGGGUUAUCACUUACUGUUGGGACCGCCACUUCUGUGAUUCCCGCCCCUGUUAACGGUGCUGCGAGACAUCAUGUCCCAGAACCCCAGCGACGGAGGGAACGGCGGCCAGGGCGUGGCGGAGGCGUACAACCCUGUGAUGGAGGCCCCCCAGGCCCCGCCCCCGCCCCCGCCGCCCCCAGGGAGAGAAUCAUCACCAUUCGGAUGGAGGGAGCCGACGGCGAGACGGAUGAGUCCAAGGUCCCGACGCAGCCGGCGCCGAGAGUGCACCAGAGCCAGGUCGUCCACAACAUCACCAAUGACAUGAGUCGCCUCAACACCGCUGCCCAGCCAAGGGUCAACACCGUGCAGUCAAGGAGAUGGGCUGAAGAACCCAACGUGAGCGUGGGGUCAUGGGUGGAGCGCCCGUCACAGCCCGUGGGCGUUUAUCAGGACCAGGACUACGUCACAUCUGUUCCCCGGUCACAGACUUCCCAGGAUUUCCCUCCUUCAGUCGGCCCUGAAGCACAGCAGCAGGCUUUUUCACGUCCAGCUGAAACCAUGAGUCAGGAAAGGAGGCCCUUCCAGUCUGCACAACCUCAACAGCCGCAGUUUAAUCAGCCACAGCAGCUUCACAACCUGUCCCCGCAGCAGCAACAGCAGUUUGCACAAUUUUUGCAACAGCAGCAGCAGCAACAACAGGAAAAGCAACAGCCUCAAUUUAUGCAGCAGCAGCAGCAAAAACAGCAGCCCCAGUUCAUGCAGCCAGUGCAGAGCAAAUUAAUGCCACAGCAAAAGCAACCCUCCCCGACAUUCAUGCGUCCUCAGCAACAGAAGCAGCCCUCUCCUCCUCUGACGCAGCAGCAGAGACAGCCAUCACCAUUCAUGCAAAACCAGCAGCAGAAACAGCCUUCCCCUCCUUUCAGCCAAGCUCAGCAACAGAAGCAGCCUUCUCCUCCCCCCAUGUACACUCAGCAGCAGAAGCAGCCCUCCCCGCCCUUCAGCCAGGCCCAGCAGCAGAAACAGCCUUCCCCUCCGUUCAUGCAGCAGCAGAAGCAUUCUUCCCCGCAAUACCUGCAGCAGCCAAAGCAGCCUUCCCCUCCCAAGCAGACCCAGCAGGCGGAUGUGCCACAGCCCGAGAGAGCAGCGUUCUGGCGGGAACUGGAAGCCAGGCGCCAGGACUUAGGGUUGCAGAAGGAGCCCGAGAGCCCAGAGCCCACACGCCCUCCGCGCAGGAGCUCCCGCCAAGAGUCCCCUCCGCAGGAUAAUGUAGAGAAACCGUUAACCUACUUCGGACAGCAAGCAGUUGUCCAUGAGCCACCCCAGACGUAUUACUACAACGGAGAAGGAACUCCUGCCAUGUCGAAAGGCAACAGCAAUUUGGCCCAACGACCCAGGGAAGCUGAGAAUGAAUCUGGUCCGCGAUACACCUCUGUGGUGACAUUGUCUUCUGACAAAGGAGAAACAGGCAACGGAGCAGCUGCACCCAGAGACAAGGUCAGGUCAGUAGUUCAGCUGAACAACGAUCAGCGUGGCCAGCCCCGACCUGCCCCCGUCGUGCGUGGAUUCCGGCAACCCUCGCAGCCUCAGUCCCGGUCUUCUGUGUCACCUCCCACGAAUAGCACGGUCCCAGCUCCUCUGCAGGAACCCAUCCCGCAGGCCCCGACGGCUGCAAGACUCGUAGCCGCGCUGUCCCAGCCAGCACCCAAGGCCCCCUCACCCUCGCCCAUGGCGUCCAUGGGCGCCACCCGCGUGUCCCCGCCGAGAACGUCACCCUCCCGUGUUUCUCCUCCUCGCACGUCGCCAUCCCGGGUAAGCCCCCCAUCUGGGCCUGCAUUCCAAAACGUGCAGCUUCGCCCCGUUCCGGUGGCUCGUGGCUCAACUCCACCGGAAGUGGUGCCACCACCUCCUGCCCCGGUGCCUCCCCCUCCACCACCAGCCCCGAGUAAUCAGGCAGGUGGGCCCCCACCUCCUCCCCCACCAGCACCACCCAUGGCUCCUCCGCCCCCACCAGCACCCACAGCUGGCGACGGAGAGAGGCGAACGGCGACUGGGAAGCGUAUCGUAGCGCCCAAGACCGCCCCGGCACUGGAUCCCCGCGAAGAACUCAUGAUGGCCAUCAGGAACCACGGCGGGUCGCGGAACCUGAGGAAGACCCACAACAUGAUUAAUCAUUAAUAUGGAUUUAGCAAAGCUCAAGACAUUGCGGUAUGAUUAACGUGUCCUGCGUCAAUGAAUGAAUAAAUGAGGUCGCAGAGAGUUUCUGGAUGUUUUGUUAUUGCAUUUGUGUCUUUAUUAUAUGACUUUGUUGUGCUAUUGUUUAUCGAUAUACAAAAUGUAUCACUACAAAAAAGGUAUCCAGUACCUUUGUUAAAGGAAUUUUCGUUUAUUCUCCAUAUUGGACUUUUGUAUCUAUGUAUUUCUAGCUUGUGUAGUGCCUUACUCCAGUGAAGCCCAUGCUUUAUGGGCUUUGUAUAGUCUUGUACAGUAUAUAUCAUCAUUAUGUAGAUAAUCUAAGCAUGUUGUAAUCUACUGUCUUAUAAAUAACAUGAUCAUAUGCAGUUCUUCAGCUCAUCUUUAUCAAUCAGGAAAUAAUAACACAUUAACAGUCAGGUUGAUGCCUGCCAGUUUCAAUACUUGUAAGUAAUACUCAGCAAUAUUAUUGGUGCUACCAUCUGCAUAUUUUAUAUACUGCUAAUAUUAUACUCUCGUAUGACAUAAGUGAAAUUUAAUGUAUUUUUUCAGACUAAAAAUUAAAUUCUGUAUGAUGAAUUUCAAGCAGAAGGGAAGAGGCUUCCCUUGUGUAUUAUACAGUAUUUUAGGAAGAUGUGCAGAAGCCUUAAAAAUCUGUCAUUCUGUGCUUUCUUUCUGUAGUAAUGGAAUAACUAAAAGCUGUUUAUGCAUGAUUUUUCUACAUAUAUGUGUCAUAAAGACGGCCAUAACUUCUCAUAUUUCAUGUUUUCUGAUUAAUAGAUCUAUUAAUGAUAAUACCUUAUGCUUGUGUAUCCUUCCUUAUUGUUAUAUAUACUUUUCUUUUGCUUUUGUAAAUAAUGUAGAAGUAUAUUUUCUCCAAUAAACGUUAAUAUUGGAAUCAA